AUGGCGCAAGUGGGUGUCGUAAAUCGCGUCGCCCUCGUCUUCGGACUAGCUGCGGCGGAGAUUGGGGUGCGUGACCAGCGUCAUUUCAGCACAAAAGCGGUGCCUGGGUUUGGUGAGACUCACGAUGCCUCGGCCAUCAACCUUCCGAGGAUUGUCGUGAGUUCAUGGGUACAGGCGGGGGUGCUCGUUUCAGUCAACAGGCGUUGCAGCCGCGAGAAAGUGGUGCAGCGCGUGACAAAAGGCGGCUUGCUCUCUGGCUGCUGCAAAGUCGAGGCCCGGGUGAUUGUGGAGAGGAGAGGGCCAGGGUCGUUUCACAGCUUUGCCUGCAGAAGAACCUACUACGGUCAACCAAUCAGCGAUGAGAACAAGGCUCUCUUGGAUGCGAAGGUCAAGGCAGCGGAAACACGGAUCAAGAAGGUGAUCAACUACACCAACCAGAACGAGAGCUUCACCGGCAAGCUGCUGCUGGCGAUGAGCACUGCCACGCUGAUGGUCAUCUUCGGGCUUCCGCUUUUCUCCUCCAACUUGAAGCACAUGGUAUUCGGCCAUGGCAUUUGCGACGCCAGUGCAACGGGCUUCUACUUGAACUCUGGCACGGAGGAGAAGCCGGACCUUAAGCCGGUGGUCUCCUGGGCAGACAUCACUGUCACUGACUGGACAACGCCGGGCAAGCUCAUCGACUGUGGGUUCAUUCCGCGCUCCUACCAGGGCUUCUGGCCCAACGUGGUGCAGUUCUGCUUCUUCAGCGUGUUUCAAAACACCGGGACCACCGUGCAACUCACGCUCCAAGGCCUCAGUGGGACGUUCUUGGCGACGAUUAAUGUCUUCCUCCUCUACGAGCUUUAUCCACAUGGUGGCGCCAUGACGGAGUGUGCGGGUGACCGCCUUGCCAGCGGCGCAUGUGAGAAGGGGGACAUGAUGUAUCUGGAUCCGAACUUCAUUCCGGCUGUGGCAUGGGCGGAUGGAAUCGGCUUCGCAUUGCUGUGGCUGAUCAGUACGGCGCCCAAGAACAUGGUGAUGUUCUGCCUUUCCUAUCACUGGCUGUUCAUGUGCACCUUCAUGGAUCCGAAAGCAAACCUGGCCGUUGAAUCUGUCACCGGGAGUCUGCCAAUGGGCUUCCUGGACCUCUACUGGGACUCCCAGACGACCAUCAUCAACCUCACGUCGAUCUUGGGAGGAAUUCUAGCCAUCCUGGCUACUCUCAUUCCCAAGCCGUUGUUGAACACCCGGAAGCUCACGGAGAACUGCACCAUUGCAGCGGAGGGCCUUGAGGAAGCCUGGACAGAAGCACUCGACUACUUCUUCGCCACCAGUGCGACAUCCAAGAAGUUCCAGGUGGCUUCGCGCAUGGAAGCCAUCAAGAGUGCUUUCGACCGGGUGGAGGAGAGCUUGGGCGGCGCAUGGUUCGAGCACUUCGACAUCGGCACCAAAGGAAUUGCCCGCGAGCUGUUCCGACUCUUCAAGGGCGUCGGUCGCAAGGUGCAGAACGUUGUGAAGAUCUCCAAGGCCGCCCUGCUCCGCGAAGAGUUUGGAGGAAACCACGACAAGUUCGCGGACGGGAUCCAGAAGGAGACCCGGGAGUUGAACACGGUGGUUGCAGAUCUCUUCCAGUUUUGCUGCCAGUGCUGCAAAGACGGCCACAUCGACACAGAGGAGAAGGACAAGAUCAACGAGCUCCUGAAUGAGGUCCGGGGAAAGCAGCGGAGCCUGGCGGCUGCGUAUGCUGCGACCAUGAAGGAGCAACAUUACGUCUCGGAGGAUCUUGCCAACGAGAACGCCUUCAUCUACGGAUUCAGCGCCUACGCCCGCGCCGUCGCGGACUUCGCAGAAGAGCUGCCACACACCGCCGCAGAGAAGCACGCCAACCAGUGCUCUUUCUUUUGCAAGUCUUUGGCGAGCACUUUCACAGACAUGUUUUCCCUGGACCUUCUGAUGGAUAAGGAGCACUUGAAGUUUGCCAUUGUGAACUUCCUGCCGGUCUUCGUGACGUUUCUGAUCGCCGUUUUCACCCCAGGGGAUGGGCUCUUCGUGCCCUACUCCGCCCUGAUGCCCGGGUCCCUGGCGCUGAUCAUCACCUCCACCUACGGCUCGACAUUCAAAGGAAACAUCGAGCGCCUGGUGGGAAUUGUCUUGGGCAACAUCAUCCCCGUCCUGGUGCUUGCCAUCGUCUUCUCCUUUCCAUGCGAAUCGUGGAUGCGGACUGUGACUCAGAUGGUCUUGGUGUGGCUCUACUUCUUCCUGUUCUCUUACGUCUACUACGCCUCCGCGACGUGGAGCUUCGUUGGCUGUGCCCUCUGCGGCUUCGGCGCGUACCCGUUGAUGCAGGCCUGCACCGGUGGCUCGUUCUCCUACGGCAUGCACGACCACUACCAGACCAUUGCACAAGUGACGGUGGCGGUCCUUAUCCGGAUGCUCAUCGAGACCGCUCUGCUGGACAAAGCGCCAAGGGACCUUGCAGUGAAGCAGCUGGAGGAUCUGUUGGACACCAUCCAUGAUGCAUACAAGCUCUUCUUCGCGGGCAAGUACGAUCAGAUGGCAGAGAAGCACACGAAGGCCACAGACAUGCUUUCGCACGCCAAAGCGCUUCAUGCCGAAAGCUCUCCAGCUCUCGAGGUUGUUCCAGGGCCCCGACUGCCUUUCAAGCACGCGCUGUACGGGCAAGUCCUUGACCAGCUGGACAUGGGCAUCUCGCAGCUGGGCGUUUUGGUCGUCAGCGCCAAGGAUUGGGCGCCCGAGAAGGUGGCAGAGGAGAAGUCCUCAGCUCGUGAGGCGGCUGAGAGCCACCAGCAGACCCAGUUCACUGAGCUCGAUGAAGGUGAGAUGAUGGAUCAGGGCAUGACCGGCACGGGUGGCGCGCGGGCGUCCGUAAAGAAGGUCGUCCACGAGUCGACGUCGAAUGCACCUAAGAUCCACCAGAUCAUGGAGGCCCAGACAAGCUUCCAGCUGCUCGAAGACGACAUGCUGGACACCUUCGAACGCGUGUUCAAUGUUGUGAAAGCCAUUGUCAAGCACGACCAGGAGCAGCGCGUGGAGAGCGCCGACGAGGACAUCGAAAAGCUGGCCACCCUUGGGGGGCUGCGCACGCUUGAUGAUGUCAACACGUUCUACAACCACAUCAACAAGUUCAUGGAGGAGAAAGAACGCCCUGCUGUCAAUGACGUCGUCGAGAGUAUGCAGGCGCGCCUCACCGUCCUCGUCAGUGCCCUGAACACAGCCACUGGCGCCUUGGGCGAGGUCGGGGUUCUUUGCUUGAAAGAUGCGAUCUACUGA
Molecule: messenger RNA, 3270 nt
Organism: Symbiodinium natans
Lineage: Eukaryota; Dinophyceae; Suessiales; Symbiodiniaceae
Source: the annotation of a GenBank genome assembly